Molecule: messenger RNA, 528 nt
Organism: Ilex paraguariensis (yerba mate)
Lineage: Eukaryota; Viridiplantae; Streptophyta; Magnoliopsida; Aquifoliales; Aquifoliaceae
Source: the annotation of a GenBank genome assembly
AUGGCGUCUAAAAGUCGUCCAAGCUAUCAAGUGUCUGUGUUACCAGUCACUGUGUUUGCACAUCUGAUAGUCAUAGCAGUGACAAUUCUUGUUUUUGUUUGGCUCUUGCAUUUCCUGGAAGGCCUAGCUUUCAAAUCCAACAUCAAAGCAAAGAUUUUCAAUGUAGUUCCUAUGCCUAUUACCUACUAUUUACUGGAUUGUUUCUAUACUGCUUUGAGGUCUGAUGUGCAGUGUUUUGAUUUCUUUGGCAUUGUUUUACAGGUGCACCCUUUUCUAAUGUUCAUUGGAUUUGUUUUAGUAGUUGGGGAAGCUAUCAUGGCAUACAAGACUGUCCCAGCAAAAAAAGAGGUGCAGAAAGUAUUUCAUUUGACAUUGCAUUUUAUUGCUCCCAUUUGUGGAAUUCUGGGGAUUUAUGCUGUUUUCAAGUUUCACCAUGAGGUUGGAAAUCCAGAUAUGUACACCUUGCAUUCCUGGCUGGGCAUGUCUACCAUCUGCCUCUUUGGUUUGCAGGUACCAUCUUCUAUUUAG